Schistosoma mattheei is the source of this 1708-nucleotide messenger RNA. The record is from the annotation of a GenBank genome assembly. Lineage: Eukaryota; Metazoa; Platyhelminthes; Trematoda; Strigeidida; Schistosomatidae.
AUGGGCAGUGGGGCUUUAACAUUUGGUCAUCGUAGUACUGCAUUGAACGAAAGCCAGAUGUGUAAUUGCUCUCCUGAACGACCCAUGGAUAAUAGUCGUUGCGUAGAUUAUCUUAAUGAAAAGCAAAUAAGUGGUUCAGAUGGUGCUAAUCAACCGCACUGGUCGUUCAACAACAAUAUUGUGCCGACAACUGAUACCAUUGAAGCGGUAGCAAAUAUUGAUCAGCAACAUUUUAACGGUGGUGGUGUUGUUGUUGAGGGUCACUAUACAAAACUAUCCGAUUUGAGAAAGUCAUCAGUGCACAAUAAUAAUAAUAAUAUUAAUAAUGUUAAUAAGCAAACAUCUGCAAUAAAUAAUGUAGGAUCCGUAGUUGAUAUGCUUGAUGUGAAACAAAAUAAUACUACAUUAGAGCUUGCUAACCCUGCUAAUAAUACUCCUUCACAAAUUGGUAAACCUAAUGCAGUUUUAAGGACGAAUUCGUCAUUCGAUUAUAUUGGUGGUGGGGAACAAAUUCAAACACAUCCACAUCGUGAUAAACCACAUGGGCAUCAUCAUGGUCAUAGUCAUGAUUUAAGUUCUGUUCGUGCAAUUGCUUAUACUAUAAUUGCUGGUGAUGGAUUACAUAACUUUUGUGAUGGUAUAGCUAUUGGUGCUGCAUUCGCGAAUGAUAUGCGUGGUGGUCUGUCAACUUCAAUAGCUGUAUUAUGUCAUGAACUCCCACAUGAACUAGGUGAUUUUGCUGUUUUACUUCAUGCUGGAAUGUCUGUAAAAUCAGCUUUAUUUUAUAAUUUAUUAUCCAGUAUAUUAUGUGCUGCUGGUAUGAUUAUUGGUUUUUUACUUGGUGGAAUGCAUUCAUUAGAUACAUGGAUAUUUAUGUUAGCUGCUGGAAUGUUUAUUUAUAUUGCAUUAGUUGAUAUGAUGCCAGAAUUAUCGGCUAAUCAACUUAAAGGUAAUCGACGUUGUCAUCAACCGAGUGUUUUAUUUUUAUGGCAAAAUUUUGGUAUCCUUUUAGGUUUCUGUAUAAUGCUAUUAAUAGCAUUUUAUGAAUUUCAAUUUAUAUCACACUAACCAACAAAAAAAAAUUUUUUUUUUUACAUCUUUUCAAAUCGUGUUUCUUUAAGCACCCCCACCCCCACUAUUUCUUUUUCUUUGAUGAAAAAUAAAGAAGAAAAAAAUAUUGAUUAUUUCCGUUGACAAAUUACAUUUCUAUUUUAUCUUUAUCUUUGUAUCUUUUUUAUUUACCCAAUUUAAUGUAAGUAAGAAAAGAAAACAUUAUUCUCCUUUUUUUGUUUUUUUUUUAAAGAGAGAAAAACAAUUUCUUCUCUUUAACUUUUCUUCUUUUUUCCUAAGGAAAAAAAAAGAAAGAAGUUUAUAUUUAGAUAUAUUUUGCUAUUUAUACUUUUAGUCUUAAAUAUAAUAAAAGAAAAACGCUUUAUGAUUUUGUUUAAUGGUGAAUUAUGAUCUUCAUUUCAAUUAUCAAAUACACUAUUAUCAUUACAAUUUGCAUUCUUUAAUCAUAGAAUGAGGAAUGUAUGCAGUGCUAUUUGUUGAUUAUUCGAUUGUAAUGAUAUGUGAUUCUUUUUGUUUUGUUUUUUUCUUUUCUUGUUGUUUCAUCUAUUCCUAUUUAAAAAUAAUUUGAUCAGAAUGAUCUUAUUUUCUGUUGAUCUCAUUUUUGAGUUCAAUUAAAGAUUUGUUUACUGAUGAAUAA